Molecule: messenger RNA, 729 nt
Organism: Aspergillus alliaceus
Lineage: Eukaryota; Fungi; Ascomycota; Eurotiomycetes; Eurotiales; Aspergillaceae
Product: ER membrane protein complex subunit 4
Exons: 3
Coding region: 159-722 (187 amino acids)
Biological process (GO): protein folding in endoplasmic reticulum
Cellular component (GO): EMC complex
Source: RefSeq, a predicted model, not a curated record
GAAAUUCCAUUUAUGAUCAUCAUCAUCAUCACCACCACCACCACUCAACCCUUCCCUCUUCCACCUUUGGGCUUUCCUUCAAGACUCUUAAACAAAAUUUUGAAUUCUAGUCACCUUUUUGUCGCCAUCUUUUCUCUUUUCCCACCUUCCGAUCUAUCAUGGCCUCCCGACCUCUCAACCCCGUCCCUCCACCGCAAUGGGUGGUGGCCUUGAACUCCCCUGCGCCGAAGCCUACAAAGGCAGCGUCCAGCAUCCCCGACCCCCCGGGCUUCACUAGUAACAAAAUAGGAGGAAAGAACCGCACGCAACAAUCCGUAUCCACCGCCGCAUCCAAACCCGUCGAAACCGAUACGCUGAAGGUGAAGAAGGCGUGGGAAAUCGCCCUCGCACCGUCCAAGCAAAUUCCAAUGAACGCGAUUAUGAUGUAUAUGUCCGGAAACAGCCUCCAGAUCUUCAGUAUCAUGAUGGUCUUCAUGCUCUUCAAGGGUCCAAUCCAAGGCUUGAUCAAUACGAAUACGGUCUUUGCUAAGUUUGAUACGGAAACCACACGGGGGAAGCUUCUCGGGGUGAAAGCUGUUUAUGUGUUGAUGCAAUUCGUGCUAUUGGGGUUGGGAGUGUGGAAGGUUAAUGCCAUGGGACUUUUACCGACCACGAGUUCGGAUUGGUUAGCUUGGGAGUCGGAACGGCAACCGCUGGAGAGGGCUUAUUUUGCUUUAAGUUGAUCGGUGA